AUGCCGUCCGAAAAAUUAGAGAAAGUUGUUAUGAAACCAUUUAAAAUGGAUCCAGCUCAGAAUAAUUCUCAACAAGAACUUGUCACCGAAGAAAAUGAAAAUCCAAGAGGAAUGCGAAAUGUUACUUUCCGCGAGUGGGUUGUUGUUGGUAUUUUGUGUUUUGUCAACUUGAUCAACUAUAUGGAUAGAUUCACUAUAGCAGAACUGCCUAUUCUGUUUAUUAUGGCGAAAAAAUUUGAUACUUACGAGAAACAACAACACAAUUUGCAGAGAAUACAUGAGGAUGAAUACUUUCAUAUGAGUGAUGAGGAUGUAGAUGAUCCUUUCGAAGGUGACAAUUCUGAAGACGAUUAUAUACCGUCUAUGUCCAGCUCAGAUAGUGAACAAGAAGAACCGGCUACCAAAAAAAUGGAAACGAAAAAGUGCAGAACCAUCUACAAGUACUGUAGAUCAAGUGAUAAGUAG
This is a messenger RNA of Diabrotica balteata, 465 nucleotides long. NCBI's taxonomy places the organism in Eukaryota, Metazoa, Arthropoda, Insecta, Coleoptera, Chrysomelidae. The record is from the annotation of a GenBank genome assembly.